Messenger RNA from Monosiga brevicollis MX1, 897 nucleotides. RefSeq lists its product as uncharacterized. The transcript is spliced from 8 exons. NCBI's taxonomy places the organism in Eukaryota, Choanoflagellata, Craspedida, Salpingoecidae. The record is from RefSeq and is a predicted model, not a curated record. Bases 1 to 897 code for a protein of 298 amino acids.
AUGCUGCAAUCUUUACAAACGGCUGUGCGCCAAUCCCGCUCGGAGUGGCCUGAUCUCACAAGUCUGCACUCGCUGCCUCCAAGCCCUGCUGCCAUUACCGAUUGUGCCGUUCAGUUGGCACUGCGUGAAGCCCGGCUAUUCCACGCGGCCCUGACCACGGCUUCCACAGCUGAAACACAGGAUCAGGCCAGAGAAAAAAGAAUAUCACCCAGUCCGGAAGAAGUGGCUUCCAAGAAUGCCCAGGUAUUGGAGCAAACGAGCCAGAUUUCCGACUUGCGUCAGCGUCUGCAGCGCAAGCAAUGGCUCGUUGAGCAGCAGAAGGGCAAGCUGGCCAAACUCGAGCCCGAGCUUCUGCAAUCCGCGGAAACAGUUAAGAAGCUGGAGGAGCGUUUGGCGCGCGCUCAAGGCCGCCUUGAGACAGCGACCAAUCGCGCUAGCACGCAUGACCAAGAGGUGAAAAAACUCACUAUGCAGGUCAAUGAGCUGCAAGAGGCAGGCGAUCAGCUGGAGGCUUUGCAAGUUGAAAAAAAAUCGUUACAGCGGCGUGUAAAGCGAUUGCAAGAACAGGUGUCUCAGCUAGCUGCACAGCGAGCGCAGGCUGAGACACACAACGAUGAAGUGCAGCGAGCGCUGGAUGAGUGUCGAGCUGACCAAGUGCGGAUGCGCAAGCGCUUGGCGGCCCAACAGCGCGAGCAUGAGCAAGCCAGUCGGGCUGCCAUCGAGGGCCAAUUGCAGCAGCUGGCGCAAACGCGUGAGGCGGAAGGACCGACGGGCCCAACCCCCUUUCAUUCGACUUGGCGCGAUCCCUACCAUCCGCGCAACGGGUCUGCCAGUGAGCAGCCACCCCUGGGUGAUGGAGAACUGGCCGAUAUCCUUCACGCCUUGGGAGGCCGAUAG